Molecule: messenger RNA, 935 nt
Organism: Prosopis cineraria
Lineage: Eukaryota; Viridiplantae; Streptophyta; Magnoliopsida; Fabales; Fabaceae
Product: CASP-like protein 2C1
Exons: 3
Coding region: 56-622 (188 amino acids)
Source: RefSeq, a predicted model, not a curated record
GCCUCCAUCCCAAAAGCCUAAUUGACUCUCUCAAAAGAAGAAGAAGAAGAAGAAGAUGAAGAUGACGAUGAUGGAGUCUCUGAAAGAAGCAAGAGGCGAGAUUUGCCUUAGACUCUCUGCGAUUCUCGUCCUGGUUUUAACAGCUUGUUUGGUUGCCUUCGAUUCUCAGACCAAGGUCAUUCUAUAUAUCACCAAGAAGGCCACUUACAAUGACUUAGAAGCUCUCAAAAUAUUGGUGUACGUGACUUCUGCUGCUGCAGUUUAUAACUUGCUUCAGAUAUGUAAACACUUCGUCUCGGGUUAUUCUGGAGGAAAAUACAAUGGCUAUCUUCUGUACUUGGCUUGGCUUUGUUUCUUGUUGGAUCAGGUAGGAGUGUAUCUGACGUUCGGGACGAACACAGCGGCGGCGGAGGCGGCGGCGAUAGCGUUGGACGGAGCAAAAGCGAUGAUGUGGAUGAAAGUGUGUGACAAGUACAGGAGAUUCUGCGUUCAAAUAGGAGUGGCUCUGUUGUGUGGCUACGUUGCUUGCAUCGUGAUGACCGUCAUAUCAUGCGUCUCUGCCUACAACUUGUUCAGGCUCUACUCUUCUUCUUCCUUCCUCCGCUUGAAGGCCACACGAUAAAUUAAUUAGCUCUUAGCUUAUGAAGGGCAAGUGAGUGAAAGAGAAAGCUUUUAAUGAUGCUUUAUGUAUAUCUUUAUGAAAAUCUCAAGCAGACUGCACACUUCAAAAUUGUCAACCCACACACACACACACACACACACACACACACACACACACCACACACCACACACACACAUAUAUAUAUAUAUAUAUAUAUUUACCAUGUACAAGUGUCAAGCCGUCAAUGUCCAUAACUGUUCUAAUGGAAACUACACCUACUUUGCUUGGAAGGUGUUUUGAGUUUGAACUUGACAUUGAUAUAUUUGUGUAUGUA